Microtus oregoni (creeping vole) is the source of this 1780-nucleotide messenger RNA. It is a transcript of the gene Tmprss13, whose product is annotated as transmembrane serine protease 13. The coding region runs from base 1 to 1713 and encodes 570 amino acids. Gene Ontology annotation, molecular function: serine-type endopeptidase activity. The transcript has 13 exons. Gene Ontology annotation, biological process: proteolysis. NCBI's taxonomy places the organism in Eukaryota, Metazoa, Chordata, Mammalia, Rodentia, Cricetidae. Gene Ontology annotation, cellular component: membrane. The record is from RefSeq and is a predicted model, not a curated record.
AUGGACAGAGGCAGCCACCGGGAUGUUUCUCCAGCAAGGACACCUCCUCAGGCUUCUCCAGCAAGGACACCUCCUCAGGCUUCUCCAGCAAGGACACCUCCUCAGGCUUCUCCAGCAAGGACACCUCCUCAGGCUUCUCCAGCAAGGACACCUCCUCAGGCUUCUCCAGCAAGAACAUCUCCUCAGGCUUCUCCAGCAAGAACAUCUUCUCAGGCUUCUCCAGCAAGGACAUCUCCAGUCUGGGCAUCUCCAUCCCGGGCUUCUUCUCCUCAGGCUUCUCCAGCAAGGUCGUCUCCAGUUGGGGUAUCACCUACCAGGUCAUCUUCGGCCAGGUCAGCCUCCACGACAUCCUCCCCAACGAGAGUGUACCUUGUUAGAGCAACACCAUUGGGGGCUGUCCCCAUCCGGGCAUCUCCUGCCAGGUCAGCAGCAGCCAUCAGGGCCACCGGGGAGAGCCCAGGUCCCAGCUCGCCCAAGUUCUCCUGGCAGGAGACCCAGAGACAGCUGCCUCUCAUCGGGUGUAUCAUCCUUCUCAUCAGCCUGGUGAUCUCACUCAUCCUUCUCUUCUACUUCUGGCGAGGCCACACAGGGAUCAAACACAAAGAACCGAUAGAGAGUUGUUCCAACCAUGCUGUUCGCUGUGAUGGAGUAGCAGACUGCAAAAUGAAAACUGACGAGCUGGGUUGUGUCAGGUUCGACUGGGACAGGUCUCUGCUGAAGGUCUACUCUGGGUCCUCUGGCGAGUGGCUACCUGUCUGCAGCAGCAGUUGGAGUGACAGCGACUCUGACAGGACCUGCCAGCAGCUGGGUUUUAACAGUGCUUACAGAACAUCCGCAGUGGCCCACAGGGACGUCACCAGCAGCUUUCUACUGUCCAAAUACAACUCCACCAUCCAGGAGAGCCUGUACAGGUCUGAGUGUCCCUCCCAGCGGUAUGUCUCCCUCCAGUGUUCCCACUGUGGUCUGAGAGCUAUGACCGGGCGGAUCGUGGGAGGGGCAGUGACCUCAGAGAGCAAGUGGCCUUGGCAAGUCAGCCUGCACUUUCGCACGACCCACAUCUGUGGGGGCACACUCAUCGAUGCCCAGUGGGUGCUCACCGCUGCCCACUGCUUCUUUGCGACCCAGGAGAUGGUUCUGGAGGGUUGGAAGGUGUAUGCAGGCACCAGUAACCUGCACCAGCUGCCUGAAGCUGCCUCUAUCUCCCAGAUCAUCAUCAAUGGCAACUACACCGAUAAGCAGGAUGACUAUGACAUCGCCCUCAUGAGGCUUUCCAAGCCUCUGACCCUGUCAUCUCACAUCCACCCUGCCUGCCUCCCUAUGCAUGGACAAACCUUCGGCCUCAAUGAGACCUGCUGGAUCACUGGCUUCGGCAAAACCAAGGAGACAGAUGAGAAGACAUCUAUCUAUCUUCGAGAGGUUCAGGUCAACCUCAUCGACUUCAAGAAGUGCAAUGGCUACUCAGUCUAUGACAGUUACCUUACCCCGAGGAUGAUGUGUGCUGGGGACCUUCAAGGAGGGAGGGACUCCUGCCAGGGAGAUAGCGGAGGACCUCUUGUCUGUGAGCAGAACAACCGCUGGUACCUGGCAGGUGUCACCAGUUGGGGCACAGGCUGUGGCCAGAGGAACAAGCCUGGUGUGUACACCAAAGUGACAGAAGUACUCCCCUGGAUUUAUAGCAAGAUGGAGAGUGAGGUACGCUUCCAGAAAUCUUAACCAAUUCCACGUACAACGCCGACUGCUAUGAAGAUCCUGGCUAAAGGGACUGGCUGUUUGCUGGACC